UUGCAUAUAAAAUAAAUAAGCGACUCAAUAUCCUUUCAGACAAAAUCCUGAGACUGUAAUCGUAUCAAUCCGGUGCCUCACACUUCAUUCCAGUGGGAGAAAAACAAGAAGAAGACGUUUUUGUUGAAUAAAAGUCGCGUUAUAUAAACAUAUUUCUUUGAACAGAGACUUCAGUCUCAGCUUUUAAAUAUGGCAGCUUGACUAGCAAGCAAAAAUGCUUUAUUCUAAAACGUCUCUGUAGCAAGUCUUGUAUCCUGAUGAAGACCACUAAAGGGCGCUAAACACACAUUAUUAUAACCUUUGGUACACACUCCGGAGCAGAUGGUGGCGGUAAUGCGGCUAAUACGAUUGUUCUCAAUCGCCGUUGAGAAGAAGUCUACAGCAGCCACAACCCUGCCUGCCUCUGGACCAAAAUAGACAGUUGAAGGCAGAGCAGCUGAUAUUAUCGACCAGAAAUGGCUGCCACCGGAGUUCUUCCCUUCAUUAGGGGGGUAGAUCUCAGUGGAAACGACUUCAAAGGCGGGUACUUCCCAGAGCAUGUCAAGUGUAUGAGCAGUCUGCGAUGGCUGAAACUGAACAGGACAGGACUGUGCUACCUCCCAGAGGAGCUGGCCUCUCUGCAGAAAUUGGAGCAUCUUUCAGUGAGUCACAACAGCCUGACCACUCUACAUGGAGAGCUGUCCAGCCUACCGAACCUGCGGGCGGUGGUAGCCAGAGCAAACAACCUGAAGAACUCUGGAGUCCCCGAUGACAUCUUUCAGCUAGAUGACCUCUCUGUGCUGGAUCUGAGUUACAAUCAGCUCACGGAGAUCCCCCGGGACCUGGAGAACAGCAGGAACAUGCUGGUGCUGAAUCUUAGCCACAACAGCAUCGACGCAAUCCCCAACCAGCUGUUCAUCAACCUGACAGACCUGCUGUAUUUGGACCUGAGCGACAACAAACUGGACAGCUUGCCACCGCAGAUGAGACGCCUGGUUCACCUGCAGACACUCACGCUGAACAACAACCCGUUGAUGCACGCACAGUUGCGCCAGCUGCCAGCCAUGGUGGCAUUACAGACUCUCCACCUAAGGAACACCCAGAGGACCCAGAGUAACAUGCCCACCAGCCUGGAGGGUCUGACACAUUUAGCAGAUGUUGACCUGUCAUGUAACGACCUGUCCCGGGUGCCAGAGUGCCUCUAUUCACUGGGCAGUUUGAAGAGACUCAACCUCAGCAGUAAUCAGAUCUCAGAACUGUCCCUCUGCAUCGACCAGUGGACUCAGCUGGAGACGCUUAACCUGAGCCGUAACCAGCUCACCUCACUGCCUUCUGCAAUCUGUAAACUGGCCAAACUGAAGAAGCUGUAUGUAAACUCUAACAAGCUGGACUUUGACGGGGUCCCACCAGGCGUGGGCAAACUGUCCAGCCUCACUGAGUUCAUGGCCGCCAACAACAACCUGGAACUCAUCCCAGAGGGACUCUGCAGGUGUGGCAAGCUGAAGAAGCUGGUGCUGAAUAAAAACCGGCUGGUAACGCUGCCCGAGGCUAUCCACUUCCUGACUGAUUUAGAGAUUCUGGAUGUGCGUGAGAACCCUAACCUGGUGAUGCCUCCUAAACCAGUGGACAGAGCAGCAGAGUGGUACAACAUUGACUUCUCUCUCCAGAACCAGCUCCGGCUGGCCGGGGCCUCACCUGCCACCGUCGCUGCCGCUGGAGGAGGAGCCAGCCCCCGAGAUCCCCUGGCGAGGAAGAUGAGGCUAAGGAGGAGGAAGGACUGUUCUCAGGACGAUCAGGCAAAGCAGGUGCUGAAGGGAAUGAGUGACGUCGCACAGGAAAAGAACAACUUAGAGGAGAGCGGGGAUUUGAAAUAUGCUGAUUUAAAGAUCCGGCGCUGGGACAAAAGUCUAGAGAAACCUCAUCUGGACUACUCGGAGUUCUUUAUGGAGGACGUGGGGCAGGUUCCAGGUGUGUCCGUGUGGCAGAUCGAGAACUUUGUUCCAGUACAAGUGGACGAAACUUUCCAUAGCAAGUUCUAUGAGGCUGACAGCUACAUCAUCCUCAAGACUUUCCUGGAUGACAACGGCGCAUUGAACUGGCAGAUCUUCUACUGGAUCGGCCAGGAGGCCACUCUGGACAAGAAGGCCGGUGCUGCCAUCCACUCCGUCAACCUCAGAAAUUUCCUUGGAGCGGAGUGCAGGACGAUACGGGAGGAGAUGGGAGACGAGAGCGAGGAGUUCAGCGCCGUGUUUAACAAUGAGAUCUCUUACAUUGAGGGAGGAACAUCCAGUGGAUUCUACACUGUAGAGGACACGCACCAUUCUGUCAGGUUGUACAGAGUUUACGGCAAGAGGAACAUCAGACUGGAGUCUGUACCUGUGAAGGCCUCGUCCCUCGACCCUCGGUUUGUCUUCCUGUUGGACACGGGGCCGGACAUCUUUAUCUGGAGAGGAGCCAACGCUUCCCUCAGCAGCACCACAAAGGCCAGGUUAUUUGCAGAGAAGAUCAAUAAGAAUGAGCGUAAGGGGAAGGCAGAGAUCACAUCCCUCAUGCAGAACCAGGAGCCCCCGGAGUUCUGGGAGGUUCUGGGAGGACAACCAGAGGAGAUCAAGAAACACGUAGCAGAGGACUUCUCUCCCGUCAGACCUAAACUGUACAAGGUGGGCUUGGGUCUGGGCUACCUGGAGCUGCCACAGAUCAACUACAAGCUGUCAGUCGAGCACAAAGACCACAAGAUCAAACUGGACACUUCGCCAGAGAUGAGACUGGUGCAGUCCCUGCUGGACACGAAGUGCGUGUACAUCCUGGACUGCUGGUCUGACGUGUUCAUCUGGAUCGGGAGGAAGUCGCCACGUCUCGUCCGAGCCGCUGCCUUAAAACUGGGUCAGGAGAUCUGCUCCAUGCUGCACCGGCCAAAACAUGCCUGCGUCACACGCAACCUGGAGGGCACCGAGUGCCAGGUGUUUAAGUCCAAGUUUAAGAACUGGGAUGAUGUGUUGAAGGUGGACUACACCAGAGCAGCUGAGACUGUACAACAGAAGGACAACCUACAGGGCAAGGUGAAGAAGGACGCAGAAGAGAAAGAUAAGAUGAAAGCCGACCUCACAGCCCUCUUCCUCCCCAGGCAGCCAGCCAUGCCCCUCACUGAGGCUGAACAGCUGAUGGAGGAGUGGAAUGAGGAUCUGGACGGCAUGGAAGGAUUUGUGUUGGAGGGAAAGAAGUUUGCUCGCCUGCCUGAGGAGGAGUUUGGGCACUUCCACACCCAGGACUGCUACGUCUUCCUCUGCAGGUACUGGGUGCCUGUGGAGUACGAAGAUGAGGAGAAGGAGAAGAAAGAGGGCGAAGGCGGUGAAGGAAGAAAAAAUGCAACAGCAGAGGAAGAUGACAAACAGCCCGAGGAGGACUUCCAGUGUGUAGUGUACUUCUGGCAGGGCAGACAGGCUUCCAACAUGGGCUGGCUCACUUUCACCUUCUCGCUGCAGAAGAAGUUUGAGAGUCUUUUCCCUGGAAAACUGAAGGUGGUGCGUAUGACUCAGCAACAGGAAAACCUCAAGUUCCUGUCCCACUUUAAGAGGAAGUUCAUCAUCCACAAAGGGAAGAGAAAACAGAAGACUGACGCUGCUCAGCCCUCCCUGUACCACAUACGCACCAAUGGCAGCGCACUUUGCACCAGGACAAUCCAGAUUGGGACGGAUUCCAGCAAUCUCAACUCGGAGUUUUGUUUCAUUCUCAAGGUACCGUUUGAGAGCACAGACAAUCAGGGCAUCGUUUACACCUGGGUGGGCAGAGCUGCCGACCCCGACGAAGCCAAACUGGCCGAGGACGUCAUGAACAGCAUGUUCGAUGACACGUACAGCAAACAGGUAAUUAAUGAAGGGGAGGAGCCAGAGAACUUCUUCUGGGUGGGGAUUGGCUCUCAGAAGCAAUACGAUGAAGAUGCAGAUUAUAUGAAACGCGCUCGGCUCUUCAGGUGUUCCAAUGAGAAGGGUUAUUUCUCCGUGUCGGAGAAGUGCUCGGACUUCUGUCAGGACGACUUGGCUGACGAUGACAUCAUGUUGCUGGACAACGGACACGAGGUGUACAUGUGGGUCGGCACACAGACCAGCCAGGUGGAGAUCAAACUUAGUCUCAAAGCUUGCCAGGUUUACAUCCAGCACAUGCGCGCUAAGGACACUGAGCCCCCCAGGAAGCUGCGACUGGUGCGGAAGGGGAACGAACCCCACUGCUUCAACCGCUGCUUCCACGCCUGGGGAGCGUUCAAAACUACCCUCGCAUAGACUAACGCAUUCACAGAAAUGUUCAGACAUGCAUCAAAUGUAUUCGCUGCCUUGUCAUUUUCUAUCAGUAAGGUGAUGAUGAUGAUGUCUUUGCCUAACCCAGCUUUACAUGAGCUCUGAUUGCUUCCCCCCCCCCCCCCUCCUGCCAAAAACUGAUUUAAAGUUCAACGUUCAAUCGGUGAAAGUUCUUCUGGUCAAGAAGCUGUUGGCUGUUUCCUGUCUUUGGGACAAACUGCAAAAUAUCACUUUUCUUUUUCUACAAGCUUGUUGAGCAGCGUCUGAAUGCUGCUGUUAUAUGUUAUAAGAAGAGAAUUAUGUUUUGAGAUGAAAUGAGUGUACAGAGGCUUUAUAAAAACCCAAAGGGAGCUGAAUGCCCUAACAUAUCGACCCGCUGCUUCCACUUGGCUCGUGCUGCAUGGUUAGUAGUUUUCAGUGGAGGCGGCACUCCUCCAUGCUUGGUGCCAUUUUUCGCAGCUCAUUUGAAGUUUAAGACAAAACAUUACAUUUUACAGCUUGUAAUGUUUGUUUCAUCAUUGAGGGACAAAAUGGAAAACAGCACUAUAAUUGUUUUUCUGAGGAAUGUUGGUUUAUAUAUAUUUUUCUGUUGUGCGGACUACACGUGGUGUGUUUGGGUGUGUGCCCUGUGCGCCUUCAUUGAAAUGGGGACGGCUGAUGUCCACUGAUCUGUUUCAACCUCACAAAGUAUGACUCGUGUAAAGAUUCUUUAGGCAGUCAUUUGUUAAACAGUUACAUUUAUUUGGCCAAAGAAAUAUUGGACGUAGGUCAAUGUCCAAGUUAUAGUGUGAGACAGACUCGUUAUUUUUAGGACAGAUGUUUAAAUGUGCAAUCGGUAAAGCCGGGAGAUACUGAAACUAAAUGAUACUGUAUUGUUCUACGUUAUAGGCUUACAACUUUCCAAAAUUUUAUAUAAUCAUGUUUAGAAAAGUAAAGGCAUCAUGUUUAAAAUUCUAAAGGUUUAGAAAUUAGACAUUUUAGUCAGACAUUGAUGUUAAAAUGUUGCUUUAUUUUUCAAAUAUGUUUCUCGUUUUGGAACAAAAGUUAAGAUUAGCAGAUUUUAAUGGGAGAUCUUUUGCACCGUAUGACAGACAUAUCUUAAUAAAUAUAGUGACUGCUGGUUCCAUUGAUCUCAAAUCAGUAGUUUGUUUGACAGAUGAGUUAUGAUCUGUUAAAACACUUCUAGAUCAGUGCCUCCAGGGUCAACAUUUGAAGUACAGAACUGCUGCAGUGCUGCUUGUGAUCAUGUGACCUGUAUAGUGUGCAGGCAUUGGUCCAAGCAAGAUCUAUGUACCGUAUUCUCAAAGGCUGCAACUACCAUCAUUUGUUCCUUUAUACUUCAUGUGGGGUGAAUUGUAUGCCUGGUAGUGUGUUUGAGAUAUAACACAUGUGUGUGUGUGUGUAUAUGCUUCUGAUGCCACCUGCAGAUGCUUUAUUUAUGUAUUUUAUAUUAAAAUAAAAUCUCACAUCACAUAUUGUCA
Cottoperca gobio is the source of this 5752-nucleotide messenger RNA. It is a transcript of the gene flii, whose product is annotated as FLII actin remodeling protein. The coding region runs from base 456 to 4256 and encodes 1266 amino acids. NCBI's taxonomy places the organism in Eukaryota, Metazoa, Chordata, Actinopteri, Perciformes, Bovichtidae. Gene Ontology annotation, biological process: myofibril assembly; actin polymerization or depolymerization; actin filament severing. Gene Ontology annotation, molecular function: actin filament binding; phosphatidylinositol-4,5-bisphosphate binding. The transcript has 31 exons. Gene Ontology annotation, cellular component: actin cytoskeleton; nucleus; cytoplasm. The record is from RefSeq and is a predicted model, not a curated record.